This is a messenger RNA of Rotaria socialis, 315 nucleotides long. The record is from the annotation of a GenBank genome assembly. Lineage: Eukaryota; Metazoa; Rotifera; Eurotatoria; Philodinida; Philodinidae.
AUGAGUGGUCAAUCUCAGACGAAUUCUUUACCGCCAACAAGACCAUCGGGUGAGCAUGUUUACACGAAAUUACAAGUACAUUUCGGUGGUGAUGUUCAAGAUAUUGUUUUAAAAACAGAGAAAGAACCAACAUGUGGUGAUUUGGCUAAAGUGCUACAGAAUGCAUAUCGUAUUUCAAUUGAUAAUCAAUUGAUUUAUUAUCGUGGUCAACGACUUCAUCAUCGUCAUCCAUCAUCGUAUGAUCGUGCUCUUUCAAAAUAUGGAAUCUUUUCAGGCAAUUUAGUUAAAUUAGUUGGCAAACGUGGAUUACUUUAA